GCAAGCCGGAGACAGCAAGAUGGCGGCCGCUGAGGAAGGCUGUGGUGUUGGGGCCGAAGCGGACCGGGAAUUGGAGGAGCUUCUGGAAAGUGCUCUUGAUGAUUUCGAUAAAGCCAAACCCUCCCCAGCACCCCCUCCUACCACCACGGCCCCCGAUGCUUCAGGGCCCCAGAAGAGAUCGCCAGGAGACACUGCCAAAGAUGCCCUCUUCGCCUCCCAAGAGAAGUUUUUCCAGGAACUAUUCGACAGUGAGCUGGCUUCCCAAGCCACUGCAGAGUUCGAAAAGGCAAUGAAGGAGUUGGCUGAGGAAGAGCCCCACCUGGUGGAGCAGUUCCAAAAGCUCUCAGAGGCUGCUGGAAGAGUGGGCAGUGAUGCAAACUCCCAGCAAGAAUUCACUUCUUGUCUAAAGGAAACAUUAAGUGGCCUAGCCAAAAAUGCCACUGAUCUUCAGAACUCAGGCAUGUCGGAAGAGGAGCUGACCAAGGCCAUGGAGGGUCUGGGCAUGGAUGAAGGGGAUGGGGAAGGGAACAUCCUCCCCAUCAUGCAGAGUAUUAUGCAGAACCUACUAUCCAAGGAUGUGUUGUACCCAUCACUGAAGGAGAUCACAGAAAAGUAUCCAGAGUGGUUGCAGAGUCACCGGGAAUCUCUGCCUCCUGAGCAGUUUGAAAAAUAUCAGGAGCAGCACAAUGUCAUGGGAAAAAUAUGUGAGCAAUUUGAGGCAGAGACACCUACAGACAGUGAGGCUACUCAAAAGUCCCGUUUUGAGACGGUGCUAGAUCUUAUGCAGCAGCUACAGGAUUUGGGUCAUCCUCCAAAAGAGCUGGCUGGGGAGAUGCCUCCUGGCCUCAACUUUGACCUGGAUGCCCUCAAUCUCUCGGGCCCACCAGGUGCCAGUGGUGAACAGUGUCUGAUCAUGUGAGACAACACGUUUUCCUCCCUGAGUCCCAGCCAUGGGAAACAUCUGGAGUCGACAGAACCAUUGGGAACUGAGGCAGGAAUGUCGUCUGCAGGAGCAGUUUGCCCACAGCCCUCCAUAGUCCCAUUCAAAAUUGUGCCAUACUGGCUGAGGCUUUUCCUCUGACUUUCUAGGAAUAGGAUCUGUUCCACAGGCCAUUUCUGUGAGCCCUGCUCAUGUGGUUUCUGCUGCUAGCAAAGAUCAGCUACAUGCCAGGUGAAGGAAGGUAUCCCUUUGGGGGCAUGCACCUUCUUCCCUCCCCCGCAAAUAAUGUUAUAUAUGUCCACACUGAUGUUCACCUUUACUUCCAGGGUCUUUGUGCCUUUUCUCUACUCCUUCUCUUGGAUCUGGGGAGUAGAGGCAGAGUCCUGGGACUCUAUUUCUAUACUUCUCUUGGACAUGGUCUUUGGGAAUGGGAAGAAACUUAGCUUCAUCUAGAGCUGUAGGUCUGUCACCUUGCCCUCUUGCCUUUAGACAGACCAUUCUGAAUUCUCUGAAGGGAAAGGGACUUAGUAUAUGUCAUAGUAGGUUAGAAGAGAAGCCUUUUCCUCCCUCUAGGUGCUGAGUCCUCAACUUCCUGUUCCAGCCUGAGAACUUAAGUUGCUUUCUUUGGUUCUUUCUACAAUGUUAUAUGAUCUGGGUGAACCCAGCCCCUGACUUUACUUUGCCUCCUGCCUGUCAUGUUACCUCCUCUCUUUAAAAUACCCUUCAUUCCUUCAUUACACAGGCUGUGAUAAAGAAGGGCCCAUCCUAUUCCCCCUCAUUUGGUUCAUCCAUCACUUUCACUGACUCCUUCCCUCCCUGGCAAACACAUGAUAGCAAUGUCAAGUCUGACAAAUGAAUGGCUGUUCUACCCAGGUAUGUUCUGACUUAUUUGAAUCUUCUGAUUCCCUUAGAAUCCUUGGUUCAGGAAGGUGCUUGGGAAAGGAGUAGGGGUGCAGCCUAGGUCGCUUUUCCUGCAGUCCCAUGGGGCAGUGUCUAAUAAAUAUUCUGAGUGAGGAGUGUGGCCUGUUUUUCAUCCAGGUCUUUUUCUGAUCUUCCUUGGUUCUGUAAGCUGCAGUGUAGGGAAUUAGGUUAGUUUUAUAUAACAUCCUGCUGACCUCCACCACCACCUCCAUUCCCCAGCUUAGUCUGCACCUCAGUUGGCAAAGGAGACUAGUUAAUUCUCUUUCCUCAUUUUCUCUUGCGUAUUUCAAUCUGAAAAGCCCUUUAAUUGGGAUUAUAUUUUAACUUUUCAUACUAUGAUUAAUGUUAGUAAUGUAUUAUUAACAUAUUUUCUCAAUUAUUUAUCUUUGAGCUGACAUUGCCCUUCUCAGUGGAUCUAUGGACCUUGGCUGCCAUAUGUUUGGUAGAUACCCUGGUCAGCCUAGCUGGCUGUCCUUGUUCACUGGAAAAUAACUCUUGCCAGAACAAUUCACAUUCAUCAUCUGAGUCACUUUGAGCUACUGACCUGUCACUUUCCCCUGGUUUAAAACUUUUCACUCUUUAAAGGUCCCACACAUUCUCUGGCAUUGGAAAGGAAGGAAAUGUUCUAGAGGCCUUAGGCUAUUUGGAAAAGUCCAGCUAUCAUACCUUAUCAGAGCAUGGAAGAACCCAGGUCUGAAUGUGACACUCCUACUCUGUGAUAGGUAGAAAAAGUACAAGGGGACUUGUGAUGAUGGCUAUGUGAUCUGAAUGCCAAAAUUCUCUCCUUAAAUUUCCAGCUAAAAACUGGAAAAGAAUAGAGGAGGGAUAAAUAAAAGGGCUCUGCCCUUUGAAGCUUGCACAUACUGUCCUGCCAGUUUCUUUUCUGGAUUCUGACUCCUGGUAGCCUGACCAAGGCUUUUAAUCCUUGAAUCUAAAAGAUCCCCUAAUGUACUUUAGCUCUGUUCCCAAGACACUCAUUUUCAUUUUUAUUUUGAUUGAACAUAAGCGAGUUGACUUCUAAUUACUCUCUCUUCCAAAAAUACUAUUUGAAUUAUUCUAGGUCUUGUGGAGGGAUAAAACUGGGUACCCUAGGGCAGUCUUUCUUAAACCAUGUGUGUUAUAGAACCAGGUUUUUUGUUUUUACACAUUUAUUCCUUCAUAUAUCAAAACUGACAGGUAUGGAGUUUGUACUGCAUUUGACCCACCCUACAAGAUUUUAUUUUAGCACAGGGGAUUGAACCCAGGGGUACUUAACUGAGUCACUUCCCCAGGCUUUUUAUUUUUUGUUUUGAGACAGGGUCUUGCUAAGUUGCUCAGGACCUAGCUGAGUUUCUGAGGCUGGCUUUGAACUUGAGAUCCUCCUGCUUCAGCCUCCUGAGCCAUUGGGAUUAGAGGCAUGCACCACCAUGCAAUUUUGACAACAUCCAAACUGUCCAAACAGGUUGAAUCCAUUGGUCAUGUACUUGGAUAUCGCAACAAUGUAAAAUGUUUAAAAAUUUUAAACACUAUUAAUUUCUAAUUCCUCAUGCCACAAAUUGAUGGUGGGAGCCUGUUCAUAGACUAACACAAGUCUUCAAACCACCUUUGAGAGGCAUUGCUCUGGGUCCUCUUUACUCUCUUCCUAGACCCUAGUCAAACAUGUAUUUCUAUACUUGUAGUUCUCUCCCAUGUGAGAGUUGCCUUUAGAAAACUUGUUCUGCAGCAAGAAUAUGUCACUGGAAGAACAUCUCACAUUUUUCUAGCCUGCCUUUUCUGCUGCUUAAAAUAACAAUCGCAAAGCUUAGGUUUAAUGAAAUAUUUAUGCUGCUCUCAAGCUUUAUAGAAAGUGCCUCUUUGUUCCAAAAUUCUGUACCUUAGGUAAUAAAUUUGUGAUUGUAUGGAUGACUUCAUGAAUUAAGAAUCAAAUCCAUACAGAAUUUGUAAUAAUAGGGACUUGUUCCUUUAACACUGGAACAUCCUCUUUUUUUUUUUUUUUUUCAUAUAAACCACAGAAUAUAUUUAAUUCAAAUUAAACAUGAAACUAGAAUAACAUUCGGUCCUUAUCAAGUAGCAAUUACAUUGUUUAAAAAAAAAAAAAAAAGACAGUACAUUUCUCUACAUUCUGGCAAUCUGACAAGGCACGAGUCACAUCCAGUUUGAUGAGGUGACAGAUCCAGCAGUCACCAUCAAUGCUCAGGGUUCUGAGGGGACUGGGAAGACACAGACCAGACUUAAUACAAAAUGGUUCUGCAGCAAGUCUGCAGGAGGGGACCUCCCUCCUCACAUAUGAGAGUAAAAGUCCCAAUGGCAAGAAGCAGGCAACUUGCAUAGUUGAGGGUUGUAUUAAACAGGGAGCGCGUUGCUUCUUGUUGGUUCUGAGCUGUGGGGAUGCUGACUGCAUUCACAGCAGUGACAGAAGCUUUCUAUACACCCCUUGGCAGUGAGGCCCGUUCCUCUCUGGAUACUUCUUUGCUUUUGAUUUUUUGGCAUGGUUUCCCUCCCAGGUAAAGAAAGCCAACUUCUUCAAGACCCAGGUCAUUCAGCUUAAAGUGCGGGCCUCCACAUCCUCCCUGGCUGUAGAACAUCCUCUUAAGGCCUCAUGAAGCCAUUAUAAUAUGCUGCCGAGAUGGCUUUUGGGAUCUUGGGGAAAACAGUGGUCUACAUUAAAAAAGCCCAGGCAGCUUUGAGGAAGUGGGCAUUCAAUAAAUGUUAUACAACAAUGAAAAACCUACCCAGCCGACCAUAUUCCUCAGAAAGGCCUGGGUUUCCUUUUUUUCUUUUUUUAAUAUAGUAGGAAAGGCACUGAUGAAGGGCUACCAGCAAUUUUUAAGAACUUUAGAAGUGGUUAUCUAUAGAAUGAGGCUAAUGGAAGAUGUUAAAGAACUGUUUUUCCUUGUAGCAGUGGGAUGAUAGGAUUUUUUAAAGUGUUUUUUUAGUUGUAGAUGGACACAAUACCUAAAUAAGAGAGGUGAAGAACUUGAACAAGAUUGAAGUCAGAAUUCUUUGCUAGUUUCUAAGCCCAUGAUAGUCUUUAGAUUCACAGACUAUCAAUUGAAAGAACUAUUUAGUUAACCAUACACUAGAGCAACUGGGGAUGUAACUCAGUGGUAAAGCCCUUAUCUAGCAUGCAUGAGAAGAAAGAAUAUCCAGAAGAGUUGGAAAACAGGGAUACAUGAUCUGAGUUGACACACACCCAGGAACCCAAAGCACCACAUACUGCCUUCCCUCCUAAUAGCAGCCAGACCCACUCCAUUACAUUAGAAAAAUGUGCAGUCAGGCCUUAAAUGGAAUGCUGACCCAAAUCUGCUUUACAGUGGAUCCAAAAACCCACUUUUAAGCCAAGCACAGUGGUGCAUACCUGUAAUCCCAGUGACUCAGGAGGCUGAGGCAGAAAAAGCAAGUGUUCAAAGCCAGCCUCAGCAAUUUAGCAAGGCCAUAAAUAACUUAAUGAGACCCUGUCUCAAAAAAUAACUACCCAAAACUUUAUGGUCAUUUCCCCAAUUUUCAAAUGUAUAAUCAGAAUGAACAUGUUUAGCAGUUCACAGCAAGGCCAAGUAGAAGCCCCUAAAAUGAGUAAUAAUUGUUGUCAAGAUAAUAAAUAAAAAAUGAUGCUACAUUAUGGAGGAAAUGAUAGAGACUUAAGGAUGUAAAGAUGUCUUCAUCAUAACCUCCUUUAGUUACACCUGUCUGGCCUUUGCAAAAUUUGUAUGGCUUAUGGUGAAAACCAGUGGACAACUGCAAACCUCAGCAAGUAGUAGUCCCAAUUGCAGUGCUGUGUCAGAUGGUUUUCUUUACAGUAGAGAGUAACGCAACCUCUGGUAUAGGUAUAUGACAUUCUAGCACAAGGAUCAGGAGACUAUAAUCCUAUAAGCCAAAUCUGGCCCACUGCCUGUUUUUGUAAAUAAAUGCUUGACAUGCAUCAGUCACCAUUUGCAUAUUAUCUCUGGAUGCUUUUGUGCUACAGUGGCAGAGUAUAGUCGUAAGAGACCAUAUGACCUUCAAAGCCUAAAAUACUAUCCAAAGUUCACAAAUCUCUGAUCUAGUGAAUAUGUUCUCUCAUUACCUUUCAGGAAGAAAGAUUAGAAGCUGUUUGCACUUACCAAGAACAGACAACAGUAUAUAUUUGCUGUUUUAACCUAGAGCUACGUUAGUCUGGUCAAAAAAGACCAGGGCACAGAAGGCUGAGGCAGCAGGAUUGUAGGUUCAGAGUCAGCCUCAGUAACUUAGUGAGGCCCUAAGCAACUUAGCAAGACCUUGUCUCUAAAUAAAAAAUAAAAAGGGCUGGAGGAUGUGACUCAGUGGUUAAGUGCCUGAGUUAAAUCCCUGGUACCACAAAAGGGAUAGGGGUGCAGGGGGACCUGCAGAUUCUGCAAAAUGUCACAUUUGUUUGUUACACUAGGGUUAUGCUAAUCAGGUAUGAAGGGUGUGUUAAUCUAACCUAAUGACCAAGCAGCUCAGGUACUCUUCAAAUUCUUGGUGAGACAUACUCAAGAUGGGAGAUUAGUUCUGCAAAGGUGCAAGGGUCUACCAAAUUGGUGAAGUUUUUAGGAGUCCAUUGAUUUGAAACAUUCUGUUAUAUUCCCUCAAGUAACGUACAGGUUAUCACAGAGCUCUUAACAGUUUUGGAGGCAGUAUAUUCUGUCCUUAGGAAUGCAAGAAAGGAUUCAGCAACAGGUGUAGGGGCAGGACAUGUGACCUGGAAAAUUCCAUGGUAUUAGAGGUAUAUAUGAUAAGAAAAGAUCCUGUGUGGAUUUUCUGGCAAUCCAGACCUCUAGGACAGAGUUUUGCCGUUUGAAAAGCAUCUUCUGGCAGGCUGUUAAGCUCCAGUAGAGAAUCAGUGCCUGGCCAUGAGAUAUUAAGUGACUGACUGUAUGAUCAGUUACCUACAUAACUAGCUGGUUCUUGUCAGAUCAAGUUGUAAAGUUAGGUGAAUACAGCAGCAAUCCAUUUUACAACAGAAAUGAUACAUUCAGGAACAGGCCUAAACAAACUUGAUGACACAAGUUAAAUUGAACAAAGGGCCUUAGCCGCCUUCCUGUGUCAGUUACUUGUGUUGCAUUGACAUCUUUGCUUUAGGGCCUACCUAUGGCCACACAAAAAUUUCUUCAAUGGUCUGAUAGGAGGAAAAAAUUGAGGUCUGAAUGAGCUGGCUGUUGCCUAACAAGCCAAAUAGGGACUGUAGCCUCUUAGUAGCCCCACUCAUGAGUAGCUCUGAAAAGUGAUGAUGAGGGCAAGUCCUUUCAAUGUGUAGGGCAUCAGGCAAUGUAUUUGAUUAUCCCAUUUGGGGAAAAAAGUGGCCUGGGAUAAGAUUCGUGAACUCGUUAAGGUCAAUGUGUUGGUUGGACAGGGCCUUGGUAGGAGCAACACAGGAAAAUGAGUAAAACCAAGACUUGGUGAAGGGCAUUUGGAUGGCUCUGUGAAAAUGGGACCUAUUAAAAUAUUCACCAGCAGAGCACUGCAUAACCAAAUCAACAGGAUUAGUUGUUCAGGACUACCUCAGCUAGCCCAGCACUUGCACAUUGUACUCAUGAAUAGAAUCAUCAGGAUGGCAGAGAUAGAGGCUCUUCAUUGUCCUGUUUGGAUGGACUUCACUCUUACUCAAGACUAAUCUAGCUGCUGCUCUAUCUAAAUCAACGGAUUAUCCAGUUUGUCAGGAACAAAGACCAACACUGAACCCCCAGUUUGGUACUACUCAAGAAUGACCAGCGACUUGGUGGAGUUUAUUACAUUAACUCUUCCAUUUUGGAAAAGCUACAAAUGAAUUCUGAUCAGGACUGAUACGUGUUUUGCUUUGUUUUUCCUGCCUAUAGUACCCCAGCCAGUAACACCAUCCAAGGAGUCAUUGAUAUUUGAUCUGUUGGUAUGGGAUCCAACAUAAUAAUGCCUCAGAACAGGAGACUCACUUAAUGGCAAAGCAGAUGUGCCAGGGGGCAAAUGCCCAUGGUCAUGUGGGCACUGAGAUCCAGUGAUCCUACCAAAUAUCUUUCUAUCCAGAAGGUGCUAGACUGGUAGAGCAGUACAGUGGCCUCUUGAAAGGGCUUUCUUGGUGCUGCAAUGCACCCUUCACAAUGAAAUAUAAACCUUCUUGACCAUAUUAGGGUGUUUUAUCACCAUUUGUCUCUAGAACCAAGAGGUGGAAAUAGGAGUGAACCUGAUCAGUAUCAUUUCCAGUAAUCUGCCUGAGGAACUUGUGCUUCCCAUCUCUGCAACUUUAAGUUCUAAAGGUUUGAAGGCCCUGGUUCCCAGAGAGGGUAUACUUCCAUCAGGCACAUCAUAAGAAUCUCAGUACACUUAAGAUAUGGUUGCCAUUUGGAUAACUUUAGGCUUCUAAUACCACUGUCUAAGAUAAUUGAGUCUUCAUUACAAGGACGGGGGAAUGCUGGUAUAUAAUGGGGCAAAGAAGAAAGUGUAUGAUAUAUGUGUUCCCUGGUAUAUCUCUUAGGUCUAAACCCAUUCUGGGUUUUAAAUGUAAAUGGGUAAGUAAACACGGUCUAUAAAGGGCACAAUCACCAGAAGCUCAACCCUCAGGGAUGAGUCUGGGGUCUCCCCGCCAGGUAAGCCACUGAGACGAAAAGAAGUGCUGGUCCAGGGGGAGAUUAAACUAGAAUGGGUGGCAGAGAACGGAAAGGUGGAAUAACAUUUAUAGCUUCAGGACCAAUUGCAGCAACUCCUCUGAAGUGUUCCCAGAAAUUGUGAGGAACAGGAAUCCUGGAUAGCUGGGCGUGGUGGUGCGUGCCUAUAAUCCCAGCAGGUUAGGAGGCUGAGGCAAAAGGAUUGCAAGUUCAAAGCCUCAGCAACUUAGCAAGACCCUGUCUCAAAAUUUAAAAAAAUUUUUAAAAGGCUGGGGAUGAACCUCAGCAGUCAAAGAGCCGUGGGUUCAAUCCCUAGUUAAAAAAAAAAAGCCCGGGGAUAGAGCUCAGUAAUAGGGUGCCCCAAGAUCAAUCCUCAGCACCCACCCCCCACACAAAUUAA
Messenger RNA from Sciurus carolinensis (gray squirrel), 8812 nucleotides. It is a transcript of the gene Pex19, whose product is annotated as peroxisomal biogenesis factor 19. The coding region runs from base 20 to 919 and encodes 299 amino acids. Gene Ontology annotation, cellular component: peroxisomal membrane; peroxisome. The transcript has 8 exons. NCBI's taxonomy places the organism in Eukaryota, Metazoa, Chordata, Mammalia, Rodentia, Sciuridae. The record is from RefSeq and is a predicted model, not a curated record. Gene Ontology annotation, biological process: protein import into peroxisome membrane.